Molecule: messenger RNA, 2348 nt
Organism: Chenopodium quinoa (quinoa)
Lineage: Eukaryota; Viridiplantae; Streptophyta; Magnoliopsida; Caryophyllales; Amaranthaceae
Product: two-component response regulator-like APRR5
Exons: 8
Coding region: 182-2140 (652 amino acids)
Biological process (GO): phosphorelay signal transduction system; cytokinin-activated signaling pathway
Molecular function (GO): protein binding
Source: RefSeq, a predicted model, not a curated record
UUUAUUAUUUUUUGAAAAACUUAGACAUUUAUAAUUUGGUUCACCAAAAAAAUCCAAAGAAAUAAAAAAAAAACAAGGAGAAAGUUUAGCUGGGUUUUGUAUGUACACAUACAUAUGUAUGAAUUUGAAGUAAAAUUACUUGAUUUUGUGGCUGAUCUUUGAAGUAAAGAAGAUUAAAAAAAUGGGGGAAGUAGUAAUGAGUACUGAAGAAGAUUUAGAAAUAAUGGAGAUUCUGAAAGAAGAAGAAGAGAAGAAGAAAAAAGAAAGUAAAGAUGGUUCGACUAGAUUGCCUAAAAUGGGUCUUAGAAUUUUGUUGGUUGAAUAUGAUGAUUCUACUCGACAAAUUAUUGGUGCCCUUCUUCGAAAAUGCAAUUAUAAAGUUGCUUCAGUUGCUGACGGUCUGAAGGCUUGGGAAGUAUUGAAGGCCAGACCUCAUAACAUAGACCUCAUUUUGACAGAAGCUGAAUUGCCGUCAAUAUCAGGAUAUGCUCUUCUGACCUUGAUUAUGGAACACGAAAUCUGCAAGAACAUCCCCGUUAUAAUGAUGUCCACGAAUGAUCCAAUUAGCAUGGUCUAUAAAUGCAUGUUGAGAGGAGCAGCCGACUUUCUUAUUAAACCGAUAAGGAUAAAUGAGUUGAAGAACUUAUGGCAGCAUGUAUGGAGAAGAAAACAUCAGUUGAAUCGAGGAGGUGGACUUAGCCCACGGGAUGAGAGUGUUGGACAGGAAAAGCUCGAAGCCACAGCAGAAAACAAUGCUGGAAGUGACCACUCAAGCAGUUCCAAAACUUGUGCCCCAGGGCAAGAGCUGUGUAACAAAAAAGGAAGUGAUGCACAGAGCUCCUGUGGAAAGCAAAAUAUGGAAGAUGAGAGCGCGUACAUGGCUGAAGUAGAAGAUAACUCACAGCCAAAUCAGGGGAUUUCUCCUGUUUCAGAAUUGAUCAUACAGGAAAAUGGAAAAUUUGGCAAUUCAAGUCAAAAUUUACAAACUCCUGAGAGUGCUGUUGCAGGAUCAGAUACUGCUGCCUGCAACAGUAACAAUGCAAUCAAUGAAGAUCAAAAGGUAGAUCAACAAAGUCGUGAAGAGAAUGUGACUUUCUACACAGAAGAUAAUGAUAUCAUGGAUGUUAACCCCAAUUCUUCAAGAGAAGCCAUUGAUCUGAUUGGAGCUCUAGAUAGCCAUUCUAAUCACAACGUGUGCUUAAAUGACGGUGAAAACAGAUCAGAGCCCUCUCAACAGUUGGAUCUCAGUCUGAGGAGAUUCUUUCCUGGUGUUAUUGAAAAUAAGACUAGUAAUGAAAAUCAAAUGCUGAAUCAUUCCAACGCAUCAGCUUUUACACGGUAUGUGAACAAGGCAUCACAUAUGUCAAAUUCAAAUCCAAGUUCCAUUUCAACUCCUAAAGACAAAUUAGGCAAACCUGUUGAUCACUCAUCAGACAAUGCUCUAGAGAGAAGCUACAGUGCUAAGGAUCCUUUGCUUUCAUAUGAUAGAAAGGCGAUGUCCCUCUCAACAGAUCUCGCGAAAGAAGUUGAAAACGAGUACAGAGCUGCUUCAGAAAAACUAUUUCCCAUGCCACUUCCAGUGAGUGGGAUGCAAAUAGAUGUUUGUCCUAUGGCUUGCACACCAUCGGUCUCACCUAGUCCAAGCUCUGCCAACCAGCAAAUGAAUUCUUAUCAUCAAUUCAGCAUGGAUGUGAUUAACGGCAGACACCAUUUCCAACCCCUCGAACAAAGUCCUAAGCUAUCAUCCAAUCAACCAAUGAAUAUGCAGGAUCAAAAUAACCUGGAAUCUUUUGAGGAGCGAGCACACUUUUCUUCUGCUGCUGAUCAAAGUGCCAGUAGUUCUUUACAUAAUGACACAUCAGGAGUAGGGCAUCUAACCGGUGGUAGCUCUGAGGGAGGAAAUGAUCAAGGUCGUGUUUGUGAUUUGACUCGACAAAGGUCUUUGCAACGAGUAGCUGCCAUUAAUAAGUUCCGCUUGAAAAGAAAAGAAAGAUGCUACGAGAAGAAGGUUCGAUAUAAGAGCAGGAAAAAGCUUGCAGAGCAACGUCCACGAAUAAAAGGGCAAUUUGUACGUCAAGUACCUCCAGAUCCUCCACCACUAAAAUCUAACCAUUCAGGUGGCAAUUCAACUGCCAGUUAGCCAGGGAUGCCAUAUGUUUUGGUUUUGUUGUAUAGUACAUAUAGAUUAAUAGAUAGGUGUUAGUGUGAGAUUUUUGUAUUUAUUUAUAAGUAGGUCUGUAGAUGAAAUAACAUGCUUGUUUUGGUUCCGGAUUUUACAGACAGAAAUCCUGGAUGAAACUUGAGAUUACAAUUUAUACAAGAUUCAGGAACAUCAACUUCCAUUUAAA